Molecule: messenger RNA, 1749 nt
Organism: Castor canadensis (American beaver)
Lineage: Eukaryota; Metazoa; Chordata; Mammalia; Rodentia; Castoridae
Source: RefSeq, a predicted model, not a curated record
GAAUUGAAACCUGAUGUAGUAACUAAAUCUGCUCUUGGUGAUGAUAUUGACUUUGAAAAAGUCUGCAAAAAGCCAGAUUCUACUGCGACUGAAAGAGCAAUUGCCAGACUAGCAGUGCACCCUCUUCUGAAGAAGAAAAUAGAUGUGCUGAAAGCUGCUGUCCAAGCCUUUAAAGAUGCAAGACAAAAUGCUCCUGACAUUGAGUCAUCAAAGAAUACUUCAGAAGAAAAUCAUUCUCAGGACACUUCGUGUUCAAAUGACAAUGCAAGUGAAUUACAGCAGCGUGGGAGAACUGUUAUCAGUGAGCAAAAAUGGAAAGAUGCCAAAAUACUGGCAAAGAAACCACUAAGUGAUACAAAAGAAAAAACGUGCAAGAUGCAACAUGGAGCCAAAGCAGUGGACAUUCCAAAUGCUCCAUCAAAGCUUUCAGGAAAUCAGAAGACACUUGCUAACCCAGAAAUUAAAACAUUAAGUCAAACCACAAAAAAGAAGGGGUCUGAUAGCUCUCUUGGUAACAGUGAAAGUGAGGAAGAAUUCUCUGAAGAGGAAAAGGAGUACUUUGAUGACAGCACAGAAGAAAGGUUCUAUAAACAAUCGUCCAUGUCCGAGGAUAGUGACAGUGGUGACGACUUCUUCAUUGGGAAAGUCAAGCAGACACGAAAGAAGGAAAGUAGUUCCCAUUCUUCAGCUAAGGAACAAAAACCCUUCCAAAACAUGUUACCCACAGAAGAUGCAUAUGAAGACCACUGGGAUGUGAGAAAUGAGAAAAGUAAGCCACUUGCAGAAGCCAGGAAGUUAGAAUCAGUGUUUUUCCACUCUUUAUCUGGCUCUAAAAGUUGUAGAAGGGAUUAUCGGGAACAAGCGCCAAAAAGUAAAAUCUCAGAAAAUGAACUUCAGAUCAAGAAUCUGUUUAAAAAGCAUGCACAGAGAGGACUUGAAAACACAAAGCAGCAGCUGCAUUUGCCUCUCCAUCCCUCGUGGGAGGCGAGCAGGAGGCGGAAAGAACAGCAGUCCAAAAUCACGGUGUUUCAGGGGAAAAAAAUUACAUUUGAUGAUUGAUUGCCACCUCUUUUGUGAGCUAUCUAUCUAAAACUUAGUGUCUUUCUUCCUUUUUUCCAUUAGCCUAUUAAUUUAAACUUCAUUUUGAAUAAGUCUCCUUGAACUUCUUUUUCAAGUGAGUUCAGGUUGUUUGCAUAAUGCCCCCAACAAAUCAAGUACACAUGCAAGUUCAUUUUUAAUAGUACCCCCAAGUUAUUCCUUCCAUGGAGGGACUUGGAGGUUUUAGGUUUCUCAUGUGUGCUUAUGGAGUGUAUUUAGGGGUUUCAACUUUCGUUUUUAUCCUGGAAAAGAAAUGUCAAAAAUUUUUUUAAAUAAUGAGGAAAUCAUAGUCACUUACACCUUUGAUAGAAGUACUCCAGUUAGCAAAAUAAAAGUAGCAGCUUUUAUCAUGGGUGCAUAGGUAUUAUAUAAGUAAAUACUAAACUUCAUAGUUGUAAUGACUUGUGAUGUUGUGCUUUUCACUGUUCUAAAAGAGUUUUCCAGAAAAAUUUGAGUUCCUUAAAUAUGUUUCAGUUAUUUAAGCAACCAUAAAACAGUAAUUAUGUAAAUAUUUCCAUUAAAUCAAGAAUAUGUAAUGUCUACUUAUUUGACCACAUGCUCUUAUAAAAACUUUUGUUUUGGUUUUUAUUUGAGAACAGGGUCUUACUGUGUUGCCCAGGUUGGCUUCAAUUUGCAGUCAUUCUGCCUCAG